This is a messenger RNA of Apis dorsata (giant honeybee), 1160 nucleotides long. RefSeq lists its product as uncharacterized. The record is from RefSeq and is a predicted model, not a curated record. The transcript is spliced from 2 exons. NCBI's taxonomy places the organism in Eukaryota, Metazoa, Arthropoda, Insecta, Hymenoptera, Apidae. Bases 243 to 1091 code for a protein of 282 amino acids.
AUAUGUCAUAAACAGUCAUAGAGUCAUAAUGGAUGGCAGCAGCUACUUAAUCAUCUAAGUCGAUUACCAGACAUACAAGGCGUUUCUUACCCUCUCCCAACAGUGAUACUCCCUCGAUCUAUAUACAAGUUGCUAGCGAUCCAAAGCUGCCAAGGAAGCGGACGAAUCUCUCGCACAGUCGAGGAUCAGACUUCGUUCAGCUCGGCCGAUUUGAACGAUCGCUUCCAGAGGAUUUCGACAAAAUGCUACUGUAUGUUACAUACGUUAUCUUGCUAUCAGGCAUUCUAUCUAAAUCAUUUUUGCAAGUAAAUGCAGCUCCAGCAACUUAUGAUCAACGACAGAAUGGUGAUUUCAAUGUGGAUGCCAAAUUUGACAAUUUUUUGAUAGUCGUUGCUACUUCUGGUAAUGGUCUCUUCUUCAGGAAUCUGGCAUCACAAAUGCUGGAGAUGAACGAGUUAAUUCCGCAGUACAGUAAGCAACAGAUCAGCGAGAAACCAUCUGAAACGUUGGUUUAUGAGACAGAAAAUGCAGAUGGCGGGAGGGGGCCUUACCACGUCGAGAUUGUUCAUAUAGAAAAGGAAGGGGAUAAAGAUAAACAUCCUGAAUUACCUGAUGCUAAAAAUAGCGAAAAAAUUGAAUUGUUAAAAGGUACUAAAAAUUCUGAAACGAUCUUGCAAGAGACAACUAAUUCAGAAAUACUUAUUGAUAGUAAAAAGGCAAUAAAAAAGACUAAACAAAUUUCGAAUGAUACAGAACUACAUCUGAUUAUUGAUAGUUCAAUGAAAGAAAACAAAAGAUCUGCAAACGCUAGAAAUUUACAAGUGGAAAAUUUUGAUCGUUCCGACGAUCUACCGGUUAAAGAAGAUAUAUCAAAAGCAACUAAACCAGGGAUAUCGUUAAAAAAACAAUUAUCUAAGGAGGAAGAGGAGGAUAUACCUUUGAUAUCUGAAGAGAGGAAUGAAUUGGACAAUAAGCGUCAAGAGCUAGUGUUACUGGGAGGUGGUAUUGAGAAUUGUGGACCUGGAAGAUAUAGAGAUAAAUUUGGUAUCUGUCAAAACGAUAAGAAUUAUAAAGAAAUUUAUCCUAUAUAGAAAAAAGUACAUAAAUUUUAUUCAAGGAUACCUAUGUAUACAAUAAUUGUGAUAUACUGUAUUCGCAGA